AUGUCGUCCGACUCGUCUUCGUUUUCGUCCGAUGAGAUGUCAGAGGACGGGUACUCAUUCGUUUUCCCCCGCCACAGCAAACGUGAAUACCUCCUCGCCCAGAUCCGCCAGAAGAACGCGAUCAUCGAGUCGCUUCUCAAGCAGAUUCACAACCCGUACCUUGCCACGCCGAUGUCGAUCGCUUCGUACCGGAUGGCGACGUCGCCGACGGACCAGAACAACCAGAACGUAAUCGCGUUCCUUGACCGCCUGCAGUCGAGCGUGCCCCCCGCGGGCACGUCCGCCGAUGCGUUCAAGCUCGAUUCGCGCGGCGAGCGACACAGCGGCGAGUCCGACGAGGAGUGGCACGAUGCAGGCGCGAACGAGCUUACGGAGCGGGGUAGCGCUGGGCAGGACGAGGACAAUGAGCCGUUGAAGGACGCGGAGGACACCCCGCAAGCGCUGCCGGACCAGACGGUCCCGCUGGGUCUCCUCGCGAAGCUGUCCCUGGAGAACUCGCGCAGACGGCCCAGGAAGUCGGGUGCGAAGCCGAAGGAGAACGAGUCUUCGGACGAUGAUGUUGGUGUUGCGAACGAGACGUUCUUCGAGCCUGGUCCCGCCUUCAACCUGGGUCUCCGUGCAACGAUGAUCGAGAGCGUCAGCCCUCCGGAAAUCUUGGUACACGGCCUCGUCACGCCGGACGACGUCGACAAGCUGUUCAAGAUCUACUUCGACAAGAUCAACAUCCACUGCGACAUGCUCGACCCGGCCCUGCACACUCCCGCGACGACGUUCAACCGCUGCCCGUUCCUGUUCACAGUUAUCUGUGCGAUCUCGUCUAGAUACUACCAGGAGAAGUCCGACAUCUACCCCAUCGCGAUGCACUUCGCGAAGCACGCUGCCGCGUCAGGCCUUCUCAACGGCUGGAAGUCGGUCGAGCUGGCUCAGGCGUACCUGCUCAUGAGUCUGUACGGCGUGCCCGCGCGGCGCUGGGAGGAAGACAGGAACUGGCUCUACACCGGUUUGGCGAUCCGGAUCGCCACGGAUCUGAACUUGCACGUCGUGUCUAACGUCAAGCCGAAGACCGAGGCACAGGAGCGCGAGCUUGUCAACCAACAGCGUGUGUGGAUCCUCUGCUACAACUUGGACAGGUCCACGGCAACGCAAUUUGGCAAGCCUGCGACGAUCAAGGAGGACUACACUAUCCGAAACUCUGCCGACUGGUACAAGCGGUCGACAAGGAAUGCUCCAUUCAACAUCGGAACUUCGGCAUACGCGCAGAUGCUCAGGAUCAUGGCACAUUUCCAUGAAGAGAUUUACUCCGAUCCUGAUACACCGACCGGUUUGAACCAGAACCUGGAUUUCCGCGCCUCUAUCGUCGACCACGACAACCAGUUGAUGGAGUACUUCAAGGAAUGGUCGGAGCGCUUCAAGCGCGACUCUGACUUGACUGACAAUGCCCUGAAGUUCCGCGCUGCCUUGCUUCCAUUCCUCACCGGUUACUCGAGACUGGUCAUGUGGUCCUUCGGGUUCCAACAAGCUUUCAAGCGCGGCUUCCGACCUGAGGACUCACUGUUCCUUGACAAGUGCUUCGAGUCCGCGAAGUCAGUUAUCGUCACUUUGAUCGACACCCUGGCGCCGUCUGGUUAUAUGCGCACUUCCCCGGAUGCCCACUUCGUGUUUGCCUCCUUCGCAUCCGCAUUCCUCUUGAAGCUGCUUCGCCCAGAGUGCUCGAGCUUCGUCUCCACAGAAACGCAGACCGAAAUCUUCGACCUCAUCAGCAAGCUCAUCGACGUGCUCCGCUCCCCAGACAUCGCCAUCGACGAACGCCACACCCCCGCUCUGCACUCGCGCUUCCUUCACGGGCUCCUUAGGAAGCACCGCCACCUGGCGAACAUGCACAGCUCGGGCUCCUCUUCGAACGCGUAUCAGUCCCAGUCCUCCGGCUCCUCCGCGCAGAGUGUCCCCCAACCGCAAUACCCCGCCCACGGUACCGGAGGCGUGUACGACAAUGUCACGGCGACGAGCCCGAUGUCUUUCACCGGGUCCGAUUCGUCGCUGCCGGAACCCAUGUUUGACAUGGAGCCGUCGUACGCCGCCGUGAACGGCCAGAACUCGUUCCAGCUUGGCAUGCAGCCUGAGGAGACGUGGGGCCCGCUCAACGCGCUGGCGAACCCCAACUAUUGGAAGGACAUGAUGAUGCCUGGCUUCUCGUGGCCCGAGUCCCCGCCCUCCGUGCCGGAGCACAUCCCCAACGGCUUCGACAACAGCUUCCAAUACCACAUGGCCGCACCGAUCAUCAGCGGCUGA
Molecule: messenger RNA, 2289 nt
Organism: Trametes versicolor FP-101664 SS1
Lineage: Eukaryota; Fungi; Basidiomycota; Agaricomycetes; Polyporales; Polyporaceae
Exons: 17
Coding region: 1-2289 (762 amino acids)
Biological process (GO): DNA-templated transcription; regulation of DNA-templated transcription
Cellular component (GO): nucleus
Molecular function (GO): DNA-binding transcription factor activity, RNA polymerase II-specific; transcription cis-regulatory region binding; zinc ion binding
Source: RefSeq, a predicted model, not a curated record